ACAAAGAUUUUCCAGGCUGUAGUGCUCUUGACUGAUACAGGCAUUGCAAUUUUUGAUAUCACCUCACACAGAUCUUCCUAACAUCAACUGAAACUGGGGAGAUUUAAUGGUUCAAUAAUUCUCUUUAAUUAGGUGAAGACCAGGGAGCCUUUACCUAGUGCAUUCAAUCAGCGAACUACAGAGCAUCCCUACCCAAAGAAGGCACUGAGCGCUCUGCCUCCCUCAUCCUUCAGUGAGAUCCUACAAGGCCCUCCCUCUAAAAAUUAUGGAGCACACAACUCGGAGUCAAUCGAGGGCAUUACCUUCUUCAAGCACCAAGACACCAGAUGACCUUGAUGCCAAACUACACACUGCUGUGAAAAACAAUGACAUGGAAAAUGUAAAGGAACUAUUGGAGAAAGGGGCGAAUGUGAAUUCCAGAGCAGAAGCAGGCUGGACACCACUGCAGAGCGCYGUGCAUAUGGAUGAGGACUUGGCCCUCUUUCUGCUGGAGAAGGGUGCUGAUCUGCAUGCCAGAAAAGACAACGGUGGCACUGCCUUUAUUGAGGCAGCAAUGGAGGGAAGCGUGAGGCUGCUGGAGCUGUUUCUUGCUCAUGGGUCGGACAUUAAUGAGCACGAUGACAAUGGAUUCACAGCUUUCAUGGAGGCUGCGUGGUAUGGGAAAGAGAGGGCCUUGAGAUUCCUGCAUAGCAAAGGGGCAGAUGUGAAUAUGGGGAGAGUUGUAUGUGAGGAAAGAAGGAAACUCAAUAAAGGAGGCGCAACAGCCUUGAUGGAUGCUUGCAGGGAGGGCCACAUGUCAGUUGUAAAAGCUCUGGUCCAAGACAUGAAAGCUGAUCUGAACAUCUGUGACAACCAAGAUAGAAAUGCCUUAAUACAUGCCCUCRGGAAGAACAGUCAAAAGAAACCAGAGACAUCUGUCUCUAUAGCACUGUUCCUGCUUGCCUGUGGCAUUGAUGUGAAGAGCAGAGAUGAAAACGGGAAAACUGCCCUCAUCCUGGCUGCUGAAGUGGAGAGCUUAGAUUUGGUGAAGGCUUUAUUGGAGAAGGGUGAAAUAGAUAUUGAYGAUGCAGAUAAUGAAGGCAACACAGCACUGGUGGUAGCUGUAACUAACAAUAAUUACAGCAUAGCAGAACUGCUGUGUGAAAAAGGAGCAAGGACUGAUGUUGGGAACCUUAUUGAUAUUGCAAAUAGGAAACGUGCUUCGAAUCUGACAAAGCUGCUUCUGAAGCACAAGGCCAAGUUUGUUCCGAAACCACCUACAGACUGGGAGCCCAAGAGCAAGCGCUGGAGGGACCACCUGAAAAAGCUUUAUGAAAUAUAUCGCCCCAUGAUUGGCAAACUAAAGAUAUUUCAAUACAUUUACUAUAAGAUUCAGAAAACUUCCCAAGGCAGCAUCUACCUAGGGCUCUAUGGUGACACAGAGGUGGCUGUAGCAAUAGGCCACUACAGUGAUGCAGAGUUUGACAAACAGAAAAGAUUCUUUGAACAGUGUGGCAACAGCAAGCAUCUAGUGAAGGUCUUUCAGCACGAGAAGGCAAAAGGCUUGGUCUAUUUGUGCUUCCCUCUCUGGGAGCAAAACCUUGAAGAGUACUUGCAAGCAUCAGAAGGGGGAAUGGAUUGCAAAGACAUUCUGAAGAUGAUCUUCCAGGCAGUGAGCGAAUUGCACUUGCUAGGAUUUGCUCACCAGGAUCUGUGUCCCAGCAAAUUUUUGAUAGAUUUAAAUGGCAACAUUUACUUGGAGGAUUUUGAUAAUCGAAGAUUGAAGUUGAUUGAAGGCGAAAAGAAACUUGUAAACACAGACCUAGAGGCCCUUAGCAAGCUCGUGGUCUAUGUUAUAAGAAAAGGUAAGAAACCAUUUAAGAAAAUCAGUACCAAGGAUUUGGCUGCAAAUUCCCCUGAUUAUGAGGAAGCCUUGGACCUUGUGAAAAGCUUGGCAUUGCAUGAUGAACGAGGCUUGGAAAAUUUUAUUAAACAUCCCUUUUUCUGGAGCAAACAGAUCAGGUUCAAUUUCCUGAAGGAUUUAUGGAAAAAAAUCAAAGAUUCCCCCUACUAUGAGAAUAUUUUUAAGGACUUGAAAACUCCUAAAUGCKCUGAUUACUGGCGGUGGACUAGGAAGAUUGAUGCAGAGGUCCUGGAAAUCAUGCAACAUCCUGAAGAUAGAACAUUCAUUUAUUAUAAUGGAAUCAAAAAUCUGCUGAGGUUCAUCAGAAACCUGGAUGAGCACCCAAAAGAAAGGAUCAGCGAAAUAAUAGGGGAUCAUGUUGACUAUUUCUCGAAGCUUUUUCCAGCACUGACCAUUGAUGUCUACAACUACUUACGCAAGCAUUCUGAAUUCCGUCACCUUGCAAAUAUUCAGGACCAUUCUCUACUGUAAUAUGUGUUGUUGCCUCAUGUACCUUAGCCGAUCCAAUCAUCUCUGUCUCCUUUUACUCCUUGUUUCUUCAGCUGUGGAAGAGUUGAAGCAGGUAUGGGCAUGGAAGGAGUGUAAGGACGGACGGAGGAUGGGAGCUUAUGCUACUGAAGCAUCUCUUUUUAAAAAAUAUUUAGUGUAAUAACUAUAGACUUUGGAAAGGAACUGAGCCGAGGAACUCAGCCCAGAUCCUCCUUGUCUCUAUCACUUGAGGUUUAUCUGCCUCUGAGGUGGAGAUAAAGGCCCUGGUUCUUAUGGAGAGGAGGCACAUGAGGGACAGAGCCCUCAUCCAUAUAUAAAUUGGAGGCAGGAGAAGAUCCCAGAAAGGGCUCCUUCCUUCUGUACAGGAUAAGCUCAGCACAGGGUCUUCACAUGGUAGGGUCUACAAGGCAGGGCUAUACAUGAAAAUUAGCUAUCCCCAAAACAUGGGUGUAGGGGKAUCACUGUCCUCAGUCACUGGCAGAGCUGGUGCCUGUACAACAUUCAUAGUUACUCAGCUUAGUGUUUUAAUAUUGGAAACUGGAUGAUACAGACCUAUUUUUGAUAUGUAGCUAGAAUCUUUUGACAUUCAAUGCAUGGACCCAUUUAUCCUUGGGUUUGUUUCUCAGCUUACAGCUACCUUUUUUUCACUCCGAGUUGCACAGUGAUUGUAUGUCAUU
Nothoprocta perdicaria is the source of this 3069-nucleotide messenger RNA. RefSeq names its product ribonuclease L (gene RNASEL). The transcript has 6 exons. The coding region runs from base 266 to 2374 and encodes 702 amino acids. The record is from RefSeq and is a predicted model, not a curated record. Gene Ontology annotation, molecular function: RNA nuclease activity; ATP binding; protein kinase activity. Lineage: Eukaryota; Metazoa; Chordata; Aves; Tinamiformes; Tinamidae. Gene Ontology annotation, biological process: mRNA processing; protein phosphorylation.